UCCACCUCAACAAACUUUCAUCCUUCAAGUCCAGGAUCUGGGUUCGCUAAGCUUGUAUUGCUUCAGACAUGUGGAUGAUCAUCAACUUUAUCGGGACUACAACUUUUAGGAGCUCACCACCGAUUCUUCACCUAUCAGAAGCUCACCAUCGAUGGGUCACUUGCCAAACUUAUAGUCAAGACUUCACCUACUAGGAGCUUACCUUCGAGACUUCGCUUGCCGUACUUCCAGUCAGGACUUCACCGGCGCAGAGGCCAACGGCGGAAGGGAGUCAACUUGGAGACACAACACUCCGAGGGUGAAGCGGAGUCAGUCCCACGACGGAAGGAGGCGGCAUGAGCGAGUUAUUGGAGGAGGACAGCGUCGGAGGCCGCGGAAGAGGUAGCGAGGCCUGGCUGCGGGAGUGCGAACGACGUCAACGGGGAGAAGGGAGCCUUAAUACAUUCCGGGUACGUUAACCCGCUAUGCCUAACCCGACCCGACUUUUAAGCUAUUUAAGAUGAGGUUCGCAAAUCCCAAGGUAGGAGGAGAAGUCUACUUGCGAUGUGAAGGUACUGAAGAAGAGAACAAAUUGGCCAACACUAGUGCAAGUCGGAGAUCGAAGCCUUCAAGUCUGCUUGAUCCUUGAAGAAACCUCCACUUCCUCAGAAAUUAAUUGGCAAACUGGAGUUGGUAAAGUUGCUUCGUGGUUACAGACAGUAUGCUUUUUGAGAUGGAACUUGAGAUGGAUAAUGCUAGUUAUGUGGAUUCAGUUGUUGCAUAUUUCUUCCAGCCAUUCUUUCAUUUGUUCAAAACCAUUUUACAUAGCACGUCAUGUUCUAGAGCAAUUCAGCACCUUUGCAUCUCCCAGUAGAUAUAGAAAGCUAGAAGACAAGGAUCUUGACAAGGCCUUGAAAGUUUUGGAUUUGGUUAUCCCCAAAACCAGUGAUGUUAAACUUAAAGGUAAGUCAGGCCAUCAUCGAUUGAUAAAUGGGUGCAUGGAUGAUCUUCUCAAAGUUAAUCAACAGAAUUGCUUAAAGUUUGUUAAGAAGAGUGCAAGCGCUAACUUGUGCUAUAAAAUUGAAGAUAUAUUUGAAAAGAGUCAUCGCAAUGAAGCUUUUUUAUGCUCUAGAACUGAUAACAAAGUAAAAGAAGAUGCUCUUUUGUCAUUUUGCAACUUGCAUUAUAGAGGGAUAAAGUUGGAUCCUCCAACAAUUUCUUCUGCCAUUAGUUCUUGUGUUUCCUCUGGGACUUUUGGCACAGGAGUCCAGCUUCAUGCUCUCUCAAUUAAAAAUGGCUGUGAAAUAUCUUUGUUAACUGGGAGCUCAUUGAUCACCUUGUAUUCCAAGCUGGGGCAGUUGAGUAAUGCUUAUUAUAUUUUUCACAUGAUGCCUGUCAGAAAUGUUGUAUCUUGGACUGCUGUAAUUUCAGGUUAUGCACACUACAGGGAAGUCGAGACAUGUUUGCAACUAUUUUCUUCAAUGAGACAAGCAUUCAUAGAACCAAAUGACAUCACAUUUGUAUGCAUCUUGAGUUCAUGCACCACUAGUGCAUAUCUUGGAUUCGGCAGGAGUGUCCACUCUUUAGAACUUAAAAUGGGUUUUGGUUUUUAUAUCCACGUUUCCAAUGCAUUGAUCUCAAUGUAUGCUAAAUGUGGCAGUAUCAAUGAAGCUCAUUUUGUUUUUGAGAAGAUGCAACUCAGAGAUCGAAUCUCAUGGAACUCCAUGCUUUCAGGAUACUCACAGUAUGGGCUUGCUAAUAUAGCUAUAGACUUGCUGAAUCAGAUGUACACACAGAAUGCAACUCCUGAUGCUAUUUCUUAUCUCUGUGUUCUUUCUUCAUGUCGGCAUGCAGGACUUGUGGAGAAAGGGCGCCUUUGCUUUGAUCUAAUGCUCAAACAUGGGGUAAAUCCAGAAUUAGAUCACUACUCAUGCAUGGUUGAUCUUCUUGGUCGUGCAGGGUUGUUGGAAGAAGCAUUCGAUGUAAUCAAGAAAAUGCCUAUCCGUCCAAAUGCUGUUAUAUGGGGCUCAUUGUUGUCAUCAUGUAGGGUCCAUAGAAACGUAUGGAUAGGCAUUCAUGCUGCUGAAAAAAGGCUUUUGCUAGAACCAGAAUGUGCUCCAACUUAUCUUCAGUUAGCAAAUCUUUAUGCAAGUGCAGGAUACUGGAAUGAGGCAGCAAAAGUUCGCAAGCUGAUGAAGGAGAGGGGGUUGAGAACAAGCCCCGGGUACGCCUGGAUUGAAAUUGGUGACAAGGUCCAUAAGUUUAAAGCAGAGGAUGGAUCAAAUGCUCAACUCAAUGAGAUACUGAGAAUUGUGGAUUGUUUAGCAUGCCAUAUGGAACUCUUUGAGUGUCCUUCUGUUGAGAAUUUUAUGCUUGAAUAUGAAUAGCUUUGCCAAUGGAGAAGAUCAAUUUGGGGGUCUCAUUUAUACUCAAACAUGAAGAACUUGCUAUAGUGAAUCAUUUUCCAAGUAUCAAGGAGCCUUCUCGAUGGAUAAUACCACUUUCUUGGGAACUUAAUGAUACUUCAUGGAUGGUUUUCCGUUGUGGAUAUUUGAUACUUCAUGGAUGGAUAAUAUGUUGUUGAUGAUUGUUACUGGUUACCCAAGGUUGACAGGGGAGUUGUUGUGAGGAUAAAAAUUCUAUUUUGCCCGAAAUUAAGUGGACAAAAAAAUUGAUUUGUGAAUGGAUUUACAAUCCCUCUGUAAAUCAUUUAUAAAUAAAGUAAAUGAUGGAAAUUAUUUUGAUUUA
This is a messenger RNA of Zingiber officinale, 2727 nucleotides long. Its product is annotated as pentatricopeptide repeat-containing protein At2g37320-like. The transcript is spliced from 2 exons. The record is from RefSeq and is a predicted model, not a curated record. Gene Ontology annotation, biological process: RNA modification. Gene Ontology annotation, molecular function: protein binding; RNA binding. The coding region runs from base 732 to 2366 and encodes 544 amino acids. Lineage: Eukaryota; Viridiplantae; Streptophyta; Magnoliopsida; Zingiberales; Zingiberaceae.